Patella vulgata (common limpet) is the source of this 2699-nucleotide messenger RNA. Its product is annotated as cardioacceleratory peptide receptor. The record is from RefSeq and is a predicted model, not a curated record. Bases 1 to 1290 code for a protein of 429 amino acids. Gene Ontology annotation, cellular component: membrane. Gene Ontology annotation, biological process: G protein-coupled receptor signaling pathway. The transcript has 8 exons. NCBI's taxonomy places the organism in Eukaryota, Metazoa, Mollusca, Gastropoda, Patellidae. Gene Ontology annotation, molecular function: vasopressin receptor activity.
AUGUUAUGUGUUCAGUGUCUUUAUCUUUUAUUUCAGAUACCCCAGCUGACGUUUGUCUCUGUGAUGUUUGUAUUUAUUGUUAUUGGGAACUGUAGCGUUUUAGCUGCUAUACAAUUAUCAAAGAAUGGACGAAAAACACGCAUGAACUUCUUCAUAAUGCAUUUAGCCAUUGCUGAUUUAUUGGUAGGAAUAAUAUGUGUAUCAACUGACCUUAUGUCAAAGAUAACAGUCGAAUGGCAUGCUGGAAACGCCAUUUGUAAAAUACUCCAGUAUUUACAGGCUAUUGUUACCUAUUCAUCGACAUUUGUUUUGGUGUCUUUAAGUAUAGAUAGAUAUGAUGCUGUGGCUAGACCCAUGAACUUCUCUAGAAGUGCCUACCAGGCCCGAGUGCUUAUCUCCCUUGCCUGGAUAGCUGCCCUGGUCUUCGCUCUUCCGGCGCCAUUCCUGUACCAAGUCGAAGAACACCAACAAAAACUCCAGUGUUGGAUGGAUUUCCCAGAAUACUGGCACUGGCAGUUAUUUUUUACAUUGGUAUCUUUUGUAACAUUCAUCUUGCCAGCGUUGAUUAUCUCAGCAUGUUAUAUCGCCAUUAUCUACAUAAUCUGGAAUAAAGGACAGAAUCGGAGCAGUAUGGAAGAGUCUCAUAGACUUACAGAAAAGGAUUCCAAGAAUGGUGAAAAUGGCCAAUCACGUAAUCAUGUAUUGUGCCGACGUAAUAAUUCUAACCGGGGUAUUAUACCUCAAGCUAAGAUACGAACAAUAAAGAUGACUCUUAUUAUUGUUAUAGUAUUUAUACUGUGUUGGAGUCCUUUCUUCGUAUAUAAUUUAUUAGAAUUGUAUGAACAUAUUCCAAGAAAUGAUCCACUAAGUACGUUCGUGCAGAGUGCCGCUCCCUUGAAUUCAGCCGCCAACCCCAUAAUAUAUGGUAUAUUCAGUACAAGAAUAUGUACGAAUUUAAGGAUACCCGUGUUGAGUUGUUUGGCUAAAGCUUUCUGUGGACGUUCAAAACCAAGAAAAUCCCGCCAGAUGCGCGUCCAGGGGCAAGUUAUCUCCCUUAGUGACCAGACAUUCAUUACAGAUGGCAGUGGAAGCAGACGUUUAACAAAAUCAUCCAAUAAUCAUUCUCUAUUGGCCAACAGACGACCAUCCGGGCUACCCGUUGUUCGUAAAACUUUAUCACCAAGAGACAAUCUUUUAUUAAAAACUAUCGUUCCUGUAUCAAAGCAGAGAAAUGGCUGCCACAAAAUUCAGUCAUCGGUUAUAAACUGUAGCGAGGGCAUGUUAGUUUGAACGGUAAGCUCUCUUCUGGCAUAAGGCUUAUUUGCCCGUGUCCGAAGAUUUCCUUAGUUUACUUGCUCCCAAAUCGCGGGAUAGUGUGACCCAAUCUAGACGAAAAGUUCAAAAUUAAAUGAAGCUUUACGUUCUAUUUUUCUGUACCCACCGACCAAUGAGUAUGGUCAUACGCCAAGGCCUGUGCUAUGGGGAAACUUUUGCCGGGACAGCGGCGGUUUCUCCUACUAUUCGUCGAAUUUCAACUGCCAAAGUGAUCCACAGCACAUUUUUCUCUAGCGUGGAACAAUUUGAAACUGUACAUAUUCCCAUGUUGUUUUAAAAUGUAUGUGUAUUUGUAUGUGCAAAUCUCCUUUUUACGAAUAUUAGUCUGGGUGGAUUGACAACAUUUGAGCGUAAAGAGGGAGGUAAAUAGCCUUAAAAAUGUCGACGCCCAUGAAAUUAAUUUAAGAAUUACCAUUUCCGAAAUAUCUUUUUACAACAUCACAAUUCGUCAUAAAAAUGCAUGGACUAUGGGAUUUAUUUCGGGAAGGGGCGUGCAACUCUUUCUUGAAUUUAGCUUGGAAAAAAGUUUUAUUGCCAAUGCGUAACCGGGAGUUUGUUUUUGUUUUUUGGGGUUUUUUUUUGUUUUUUUUUGUGGUUGAUUAUCCAGUAAAAUAUCGUCAAAUGUGGAAAACUGGCCCAGACCCUACGUACAUCGAGGACUAGGGGGCUCUUCGUUGAGCAAUCUUUGAUGACUUAAAUGUAACUUUAAGCGUAUCAACCCAAUAAGACAGCUGUUGGGAGUAUGGGUGAUACAUAUGACGUCGGCAGCGUAAAGUUUUACAUGUAUUAUAAAAGGCCAAUUAUAUUUUAAAUAUUUAACAUAGUCUGUCAAACGCAACCAAACACAUCAUACGGUAAUUAAUUUGAAUAGAUGGUGCUGGGAAAAAAUAAGAAACAUCAAGUAAUUUUUCUUUUGUCAUUUGGCAAUUCUUAGAGUUGGCUAAUGUAAAUUUUAGAUAUUGGGCUGACGUUCUUGCUAUACUAGUUAAAUAAUAGAUAAUGAAAAAUUAAUAAAUUGAAAAUUCUAGUCAUUUUUUAUUCUGAGCUUAACUAAAUAGUCCUUAUUGUCAAGUACCAUUGCUACUAUUAUACACGAAGUCUCAAGUUUCCAGAUUAACGAUAUGGCGGACAUUGUUUGAUCCACUUAGUGCCGUAGCCAUCCGAUGCUCUAGAGGGUUGAUUAUGGGUUUGGCAUAUGAAUAAAUGUCUGAAUAAUUCAUAUACCAUUUGACGCUAGAAAAAUGCAUCGAUAAGUAAUUAAUUUAAUAAGACCCCGAUGAUGUGUGUUUUAAUACAACAUGAUACUAUUGGGAAUAACUACUGUAUAUUGAUUGUUAUGUAAAUAACUUUUGUAUAUACUAAUC